Molecule: messenger RNA, 2323 nt
Organism: Acanthaster planci (crown-of-thorns starfish)
Lineage: Eukaryota; Metazoa; Echinodermata; Asteroidea; Valvatida; Acanthasteridae
Biological process (GO): G protein-coupled receptor signaling pathway
Cellular component (GO): membrane
Molecular function (GO): G protein-coupled receptor activity
Source: RefSeq, a predicted model, not a curated record
UCACCAAACCUUAUAUUCUUCCGCCGUAAUUUUCUGUGUUGCUUGUCAAUUUAGUGCCUGAAAUACGCAGAAUUUAGUAGCACAGACCAAGGUGCACUGGACGCCACACAGGUGCAUUGUGUGGUGAAGUCAUUGAUGGAUGAAUCCCCUUUGCGGUUAGUUCUUUUGAGAUUUUUUACUGCAAGUGCAAGGAAACGUAGCUCGGGUCAGAGAAAAGUCUGAUGGACAGAUAAGUCACCAAGACAUCAGACGACUUUGCACCAUUUUUCUGUCAGCUGGGGCAAUCGGCCAUUUGGCUUUACAGACAACUGUCCUGUGUUGGACCGACACGCCGCCUGCUUGCAUUCUGUGUGUUUUCUUAAGCGAUUCCGGCACACUUUCUCCUUCAUCAGCUCUCCCUCAUGGUAAAUAUGCAAGCACCACAUUGCAUAGUCAAAACCUGUCGGCUACAUUUUCACUCGCAUCUAUCGGGGACUGGCCACAAUUAAGUUGACUUGUUCCAGAAUCGUCUCACGUCUCCCUGCGUGGAUUUCCAUAUACUCAUUUCCGGGAGCCAUGGACUACAAAAUCUUCCUCGUGGCAGACAUAAGUUGAGGACAUGAUAGAUGGACGGAGAAAGACCAGCUGAUGGGCUUGAAGCCAAGACUAAGCCGUACCGUUUCUGUGCAGCUUCCCACAAUUUUCCGUGCAACUGUCAACGUCGCUACUGGGAACGAUCUUUCCUCUCGCAAGGGUAUUGGAGACUGACUCGGAGGAAUGGCACCAAACGCUCCAACCGAUGUUUCGGCAUGACCAGCUGACUUUGUAACCGACAGACAUUUAUGAAUUGUAUCAUAGAGCCGUUUGAGAUUUAAUCAUAGUUUCCAACACAAACGUCGGAACUGUUUCCUUACUUCUGCUAUGACUGUACCAAAGGUCACUUGUAAGUGCAUUAAGUUGGGAAUUUUACGAAAGCAUAAUUUUGCCGAGAUCUACCAUUCUGCCAUCCUAACAUUCUUAUACCAGUACCCUUAAUUUUCUAUGUAAUUGGUAGAAAUCAAAUUCUGAGCAUUAGUAGCACCAGUUGAGAGAUUUUUCUGGUAGUAUAUAUUCUUACUAUGGAAAGUAACACAAGUGGUUCACCAGAUACAGAUCACUAUCCAGGAAGCAGUCCUGUUGCGUAUGGACUGCUGGUUACCAUUAUACCUUGCGCUGUUAUCAGUCUCGUGAUCCACCUGUAUAUAAUUUUCUCGGUGGUUUUCAACAGUGCCCUGCACAGCGCCUCCAAUUACUUCCUCGCCAAUCUGUGUGCUUCAAUAGCGAUGUCAAGUGCGUUGAGCGCUGUCUUAAUAAUUCCGCAGUUACUUCCCACUGUACGUGCCUAUGACGACUCUGUCACCACACCUUCACAGACAACCAGCUUAGUUUAUGUUGCCGUGAUUUCUGUGACCGUUUCGUUCGUGUGCAGUUGUGCGAUUGUCGCCGGUGACCGCUAUGUCAAGGUCGCGUAUCCUUUGAGGUACCUAGACUUAAUGACGAAUAAGGCUUGCGGCCUUCUCAUUGGUAGUUGCUGGGUGUCGUCCUUGGUUGUUUCGGCUGGUUUUGGAGUGUCUUUCGGAAGUAAAUUACAGUUCACAAACACGGCCGAUUUCGAGUCCUUGAGACAGACUCCUCCCUAUCGCAUCUUUACCCUUUUCUUUACCGUAAUAGUGUGUCUUGGUGUGUUGGUUAUUACCGGGUUUGUGGUAAGUUUGUUGCGCAUUGCUAGACAGCAGCAGCGUAAGAUACAACAUGAGCGCAACAUGCUGCCCAAUGCUGGCAAGAACGGAGUCCGGCAGCUAAGGCGGGGCUUCAGCACGACCAAGGGGUACAUCUUCUACCUGGGGUCCUUCAACCUGGUCUGGAUCCCGUAUGCGAUCGGGUUCAAUCUCCUGUACUGUUUACAAGUUGAGCUGAGCUUGGCGUUGAAUUUUGUGGUGGUGACGAUGCUGCUGGCGUACCUGCAACUGAUGUACGGCACCCUUUUCUUGACCUUCAUGCAGGCGGAGCAUAGGAAAGUUCUGCGCAGCACAUGGACAGCCGUCGCGCAGAAACUGAAGCGUUAAGAGUGUUAUGCCAUUAAAUUUUAUAACACAUCUCUGUGUGUUAUAAAAGAGGUGUCAGUCCUGGGAGUUGUGUGGGGAGCAAAGGGGUACUUGACCCCUUCCCCCAUAAAAAAUUGAAAAACAAAAAAGUCAAAAAAGGGGAAAGCGAAACAAAUGCAAAAGAAAAGAGAUGGAAGGGGUUGAAAAUCACCAGUUUGCUCGACAAAAAUCUCCAAAUUGACUCCUUCUAGCCAAUAAAU